AUGGCGGGCACCCUGGAGCCGGACCCACCUGUGGAUGCUGGUGGAGAUGAGUGGCCCAAGUGGGGCAACGAGCUCCAGUGCCUCCUGAUCGUCGGGUUUGCCGUGGGCCUGGGCAACCUCUGGAGGUCCCCGUACCUGUGCCAGACCUACGGGGGGGGGGGGGGGGGUGCCUUCCUCAUCCCCUACCUCACUGACGGCCUUCAAGGGCAGCGCUUCCACAUCGAGCUCGCCAUUGGCCAGCGCCUGCACAGGGGCAGCAUUGGGGUGUGGAUGGCCAUCUCGCCCUACCUGGGGGGAGAGGUACGGGACCCGAGCAACACCGUCCAGGCCUGUGACAUACCUGGAGGCUGCAGGCCAUCGGAAAGCCCCACCUGGAAGCAGCCUGAGGCUGGUGGAGAGCCAAACGUGGCCCAGCCCAGAGAGCACCACGUGGCCGGGAAGAUGGCGGGGCUCGGCGGCUUCAUCACAUCUGUCCCGGUCAGCAGGCACUGCGACCCGGUCCUGGUCUGGGUGCUGUGGCACCUCCCCAGCUCCUCCCAACCCGAUGACUGGUUAAGGAGGGUGAGGGACAGGCUGCUGCGCUCCCUGAACUCAGGCUUUAGGUGGAGACGCCAGCCAAGGGCGUCAUCUGGGGACACCUCCCAGAUGCGGGAAACAGUCAUGGUUUUCAAGUUCGCUCGCUUUGUGCAGGAAUGCCGGGACGGCAGCGCUGUGAGCCACCCCCGGUACCGGCAGACACUGAACAUCACGGCCGACAUCAAUGACGGUGGCUCUGUCCAGUGGUGGCUGCCGGUCUGCUUAAUGGCCUCCUGGGCCACGGUGUACCUGUGUGUCAUCAGAGGCAUUGAGACCCCCGGGAAGGCAAUUUAUUUCAUGGCCUUGUUCCCCUACCUGCUUCUUGUUUUCCUCAUCAGAGGACUCACCCUGCCUGGGGCGACCGAAGGACGGACCUACCUAUUCAUGCCCGACCUGCAGGUCCUGCAGCGCCCCCGGGUGUGGCUGGAUGCAACCACACAGAUACUCUUUUCUCUGUCCCUGGCCUUCGUAGGACACAUCGCUUUUGCAGGUUACUACCCGCCCAGGAACAACUGUAAGAGGGACGCGGUGACCAUCGCCCUGGUCAACGGCAUGACCUCCCUCUGUGCAUCCAUCACUGUCUUCUCUGUCCUGGGGGUCAAGGCGGCCAGUGACCACGGGCACUGACUGGACGGAGACAUCCUCUGCCACGUCAACGCCUUCCAUCUCCCCGACGAGAGCAGCUCCAGGGAGGACUACGCGGCUGCCCUCGCGCACCCUGACUCCACCCAGCCCGAUGGUGGCGGGCUCCCCCUGGAGGCCUGCUGCCUGGAGGAUUUCCUGGAUAAGAGCGCCUCGGGCACAGGCCUGGCCUUCGUCUUCACGGAGGCCGCCCUCCACGUGCCGGGGGCCCCCGUAUGGGCCGCGCUCUUCUUCGUGCUGUUCAGCCUGGGCUUGACAUCCACAUUCAGGAACACGGAAAGCGUCAUCACACCACUCCUGGACUUGAGGGUCAUGCCCAGAUGGGUCCCCAAGGAGGCCCUGACGGGGCUGGCCGGCCUGCUCGGCGUCCUCUCGGCCACCUGCUCCACGCUGCGGUCGGGAAACUACUGGCUCGAGAGUGUUGACCGCUACGUCGCUUCCCCGGGCCUGAUCCUCUUUGCGUUCUCCGAGGUGGUUGGUGUCAUUUAUGUUUAUGGGAUGAAACGGUUCUGUGACGACAUAGCGUGGAUGACCGGGUGGCGGCCCGGCCUCUACUGGCAGGUGACCUGGAAGGCUGUCAGCCCCCUGCUGCUGUUGACCAGCUUUGUGGCCUACGUUGCCCUCCUGGCCAGCUCACCCCCGGGCUACAAGGCCUGGAACCCCCAACACUUCCCCUCGGGGCAGGAGAAGCCCCGCCCAGGCUGGGUGCGGGCCACCUGCGUGCUCCUGUCCUUCCGGUCUGAACUGAGGGUCCUGGUGGUCGCGCUGGCCCCGCUGCUCACCCGGUGCAGACAGAAGCAGCAGGACAGGCGUCCGAAGCUGCAGGGCGGAGGGGCCGGCUGA
Molecule: messenger RNA, 2061 nt
Organism: Mesoplodon densirostris (Blainville's beaked whale)
Lineage: Eukaryota; Metazoa; Chordata; Mammalia; Artiodactyla; Ziphiidae
Product: inactive sodium-dependent neutral amino acid transporter B(0)AT3-like
Biological process (GO): sodium ion transmembrane transport
Cellular component (GO): membrane
Source: RefSeq, a predicted model, not a curated record